CAGCCCAAGCCUGCAGAAUGCCCCACAAGAUCGGAUUCGUCGUGGUCAGCUCUUCUGGACACGAGGAUGGCUUCAGUGCCCGAGAACUGAUGAUCCACGCACCAACUGUCAGUGGGUGGAGGUCUCCAAGAUUCUGCCAAUUCCCACAAGAAAUUGUUCUUCAGAUGGUAGAGAGGUGUCGAAUAAGAAAGCUGCAGCUGCUUGCACACCAGUACAUGAUCUCAAGCAAAAUCGAGUUCUAUAUUAGCGAAAGCUUGCCUGAGUAUUUUGUACCCUACCAAGCGGAGCGAUUUCGCAGACUUGGCUACGUCUCCCUCUGUGAUAACCAGAAGACUGGCUGCAAAGCCCGCGAGCUCAAGUCAGUGUAUGUGGACGCCGUGGGGCAGUUUCUCAAGCUGAUAUUCCACCAGAACCAUAUCAACAAGUACAACACCUAUAACCAGGUUGCUUUGGUUGCAGUAAAUAUCAUUGGAGACCCUGCAGAUUUUGGUGAUGAAAGCAAUAUUACCUCUAGAGAGAAGUUGAUUGAUCAUUAUCUUGGGCACAACCCGGAGGAUCCAGCCCUAGAGGGGACUUACGCUGGGAGAUCUGACUAUAUCUCUCCACUGGACGACUUGGCUUUUGACAUGUACCAAGACCCCGAGGUCGCACAGAUCAUUCGCAAGUUGGAUGAAAGGAAGCGGGAAGCUGUCCAAAGGGAGCGUUAUGAUCACGCCAAGAAACUGAAGCAGGCUAUCGCUGACCUGCAGAAGGUGGGCGAGCGUCUGGGGCGAUACGAGGUGGAGAAGCGCUGCGCGGUGGAGAAGGAGGACUAUGACCUAGCCAAGGAGAAGAAGCAGCAGAUGGCCUGCUACCGCGCACAGGUGUACGAGCAGCUGGAACUGCACGGCCUCCUGCACGGCGAGCUGGAGAUGCGGAGGCCCCUGGACUUGCCCCUCCAGCCCCUGGAUCAUUUCAGCAGUCCUCACCACCGAAAGCCAGCCCCCUCACUGCCACAGCCAGAAGAGGUGGCCCCCGAAAGCCAGCUUGCCCACCCGCUUCUUCAGGAGAAGCCUUCCUCGAGCCCCCUGGCUCCUCCUCCCAGGCACACUGCAAUAGAACAGCUGCUGCCUGCCGGGGGCCCGCCUCCAAGGAGCAACGUGGACACCCUACCCUAUGACGAGCGGCCCCUCCCCGCCCCCCGCAAACAGCAAGCAGAAGUGUUGACAGAACCCGACGUAGGCGAGGCCGACCUGGGCACUGUGCGAAGAGGAGGUGUGGCCGGGGAGCCCGAGCCCCUGAGCGAAAAGGCCCUGAGGGAAGCCAGCUCCGCGGUGGACGUGUUAGGAGAAACCCUGGUUGCCGGUGCCUAUUCCAAGACCUGGUCCUGCCGAGAGGAUGCGCUGCUUGGUCUGUGCAGGAGGCUGAUGGAGGUGCCUGUUGGAACCCCGAAGGAAGACGUGAAGAGCAUGCUGAGAGCAUCUGUCUUUCUUGUCAGAAGAGCCAUGAAGGACAUUGUGACCUCGGUCUUUCAGGCUUCUUUGAAAUUACUGAAAAUGAUGAUUACACAGUAUAUUCCCAAACAUCAGCUGAGCAAGCUUGAGACCACCCACUGUGUGGAGAGGACCAUUCCUGCCUUACUUGCCAGGACCGGAGAUUCCUCCACCCGCCUGCGCAUCAUGGCUUCAAAUUUUAUUCAGGAAAUGGCCUUGUUUAAGGAGGUGAAGCCUCUCCAGAUCAUCCCAUCCUACUUGGUGCAGCCUUUAAAAGUCAACUGUUCGGCUCAUCUGGCCAUGAGUCAGAUGGACCUCCUGGCCCGGCUGCUGAGGGACCUGGGCACCGGGAGCACGGGCUUCACGGUGGACAGUGUGAUGAAGUUUGCAGUGAGCGCCCUGGAGCACAGAGUGUAUGAGGUCCGAGAAACAGCGGUCAGAAUCAUUCUGGACAUGUACAGGCAGCACCAGGCUCUCACUCUGGAGUACCUUCCUCCGGAUGACAGCAGCACGCGCAGGAACAUCCUCUAUAAAACUAUUUUUGAGGGAUUUGCUAAAAUAGACGGCAGGCCCACGGAUGCUGAAGUGAAGGCACAGAAAAAAGCAGCCACAGAAGAAGCAGAAAAACAGAAGAAGGAAGAGAUCAAAGUUCUGCAGGGGCAGUUGGCCGCGCUGCAGGAGACGCAGGCCCUCGUCCAGGAGAAGGACAUCGAUACCGUGAGGCCCAAGAAUCAGGGAAGGAAAGCAGUCCCACCUGAGGAUCCGGAAAUUCCAGAUAACCACUACCUGGACAACCUCUGCAUUUUCUGUGGGGAGAGGAGCGAGUCCUUCACAGAAGAGGGCCUGGACCUCCACUACUGGAAGCACUGCCUCAUGCUGACCAGAUGCGACCACUGCAGACAGGUGGUGGAGAUCUCCAGCCUGACAGAGCACCUGCUGACAGAAUGUGACCAGAAAGACGGGUUUGGCAAAUGCCACCGCUGCAGCGAGGCCGUGCGGAAAGAAGAGCUGCCCAGGCACAUAAAGGCGAAGGAGUGCAAUCCUGCCAAAUCAGAGAAGCUGGCCAACCGGUGUCCCUUGUGCCAUGAGAAUUUCACACCUGGAGAAGAGGCAUGGAAGGUGCACCUGAUGGGCCCUGCCGGCUGCACGAGGAACCUCCGCAAGACACACAUCCUGCACAAGGCCCAGGCUGCGCUCCCAGGAAAAGGCCUCGCAGGGACCAAGUCAGGCAGCUCAGGAGCCAAGUCUGGAAGCAAGAUCCCCACCCCAAAGGGAGGCCUGGGCAAAAGCUCCAGCAGGACACACACAAAGCGGUGA
This is a messenger RNA of Marmota flaviventris (yellow-bellied marmot), 2789 nucleotides long. RefSeq names its product centrosomal protein 104 (gene Cep104). Gene Ontology annotation, cellular component: cilium. The record is from RefSeq and is a predicted model, not a curated record. NCBI's taxonomy places the organism in Eukaryota, Metazoa, Chordata, Mammalia, Rodentia, Sciuridae.